AUGUUGUGCCGGGCUACAAUCUUGCCGCGCAAGGCCCUGCCAAGGGCGCCAGGCGCGAUGCUGCCGCGUUUUUUCCCUCGUGCUAUGCUAUCCACCUCGUCUUCUGAAAGCAACACGUCUCGUGUGUAUGCCAGCACGUCAGAGACGCCGCUGGUGCGCACCGAGUUCCUAGCUGACAAGCGCAUCUUUGUUCUCCACUUGCUGGGCGAGGAGACGCAAGACAAUCGGCUUACACACACUUUGAUUCAGCAGGGUCUUGUGCCUGCUUUGCGUGAUGUGCGCAGGCAGUGGUACAAGUGGGUCAAGGCGAACGAUACGGCGGAUGGCGCUGCGUUGGUCACCACUGCGCUGCCUACGAGCAAGAUCUUCUCGAAUGGCUUGGACCUGCUUAACGCAUUGAAGGAUCCCAACUUUUUCAACGAAAGCCUCAAUGUCCUAUCGCGCGAGCUGCUUACGUUCCCGAUCCCGACCGUGGCUGCGAUGGGCGGUCAUGCCUUUGCAGCAGGUUUCACGUUUGCGCUGGCGCACGACUACCGCGUGAUGAAUGCGCAGCGUGGCUAUGCAUGCAUGAACGAGAUCGAGUUCGGUGCGCACAUUCCGCGGGGCAUGCUCGGUGUCAUCCAGUCGGUGGCUUCGUCGGCGUCUCUUCAGCGCAAGAUCGUCCUUGAAGGCCACCGUUUCACAGCGGCCGAGGCUAUGCAGGAUGGCCUUGUGGAUGCGACAGCGGAAGGGGCGGAAGCUACGUUCCAAGCUGCGCUGGCCCUCGCUGAGAAGCUUCGCUCCCGCUGCGCAAAGGAUGCCUGGCAAAUCAACCGCGAGCAGCUGAAGCGCGAAGCUAUUGAGAUGCAGUACGAGCCUCCUCGUGCCCAAAUCAAGACGGAGGUGAAAUAG
Messenger RNA from Malassezia pachydermatis, 891 nucleotides. Its product is annotated as enoyl- hydratase. The transcript has a single exon. Gene Ontology annotation, molecular function: enoyl-CoA hydratase activity; delta(3)-delta(2)-enoyl-CoA isomerase activity. The record is from RefSeq and is a predicted model, not a curated record. Lineage: Eukaryota; Fungi; Basidiomycota; Malasseziomycetes; Malasseziales; Malasseziaceae. The coding region runs from base 1 to 891 and encodes 296 amino acids. Gene Ontology annotation, biological process: fatty acid beta-oxidation. Gene Ontology annotation, cellular component: peroxisome.